Molecule: messenger RNA, 2127 nt
Organism: Hypoxylon fragiforme
Lineage: Eukaryota; Fungi; Ascomycota; Sordariomycetes; Xylariales; Hypoxylaceae
Exons: 3
Coding region: 1-1899 (632 amino acids)
Source: RefSeq, a predicted model, not a curated record
AUGGAGACAUACACCUAUUCCCAAACAAGGGGGAUGACUUUGGAACACAGGACGGACCAUGAUGACUUCCACGAGACUUCCGAAAAUGUGGGCGAUGAUAAGAUCGUUGCCCAUGAUCCUCGCCUGGGCCCUAGCGUGAAGAUCGAGAGUCUAAGUCCUAGUACUAGUCUAGGCCAGUACGACCCCAUGACCGGCGGCCCGUCAACUUCACCAGAGAGUUAUACUACCGGGACGAGCCAACAAGCCUCAUUCAUUCAUAGCCAAAGCCCAGAUUCAGCAGCGUUGCCACAUAGAAGACACGAUGAACAUCACUAUGUAUCAGGUUCAUCAGCCCAUCUCGGCCAGUCUUCCGAACAAGCGCAAUAUUCCCCAAGCCCAACCCGUUUGCUGCCGGGAGCAUGGGAGCAUCACAAGGAGAAGAUACAAGAACUCUACAUCGAGCGAAACAUGUCGUUGAACGAGGUGGUAGAGGCGAUGCAAAAAAAGGGUUUCACGGCGACCCCUCGGAUGUAUAAAGCCAAGUUCUCGCAAUGGGGCUUCGUGAAGAACAACAAAAAGAAGGACGUAGCCAUGAUGCUUCGACUGCAACGCCAACGAGGCGCCGUCGGCAAGCCCACGGCCUUCCACCGCCACGGAAGGUCCGUGGACAUCGAAACCUACAUGAAGCGCAAGGGUGUCUCGAGCCUUGACCUCGUUGCCGCGCCUGCAGUCGACGCCACCAACAACCUGCCGGGCUACCUUCGCGUGCUGACGCCGCCACCGUCGGCUCAUCCUCAGUACAUGACUUUGCCCUCGCACCUCCACGCGCAGGAAGUGCUCGUUUCGUGUUUCAAGGACCUGACACUAAGUUGGCGAGAUUCGAUAGCGUCUUCUAUAUCCACGUCUUUUGAGGCCGAUUUUGACGUCUAUUUUGAUGGUGAACUAUGCGAGGCCACACGGGACUUCAGCAGAGCAUGCUGGUUCUUCUCCCGAGGCCACAACCCCCUCGGUGCUUUGCUCAGCCAACGCGCCUUCUCCUCUCUACACCUUCUAAUAAAAAAGCCAUCCGCGCUCGGUUUAUUCGACUUGUUAAUAGCCAGCGUGAUAUCCCCGGACCAUGGCCUCGCCAAGGAACUGUGGAAAUACUUGGCGGGCUACGCGGAGGCAACCAUUGGGGCGUCGAGUACCUUGCACCGACUGUUCAAGGCGCUGGACGAAGUAUUUCGUGCCAACACGCUAGCAACGGCGGUUGACUUCGUCUUCAGCUGCAUGGAGAGCAUCCUCGGGAUGCUACUCGAGACGAAUGAGUUUUCGAAGACCAUCGCGCCGUGCCUUGGCAUUUUCCUGCUAGGCGGCUUGAUCCUCUUUGGCUCCACCAGAACCAAUCUCCCAUCGCUUCGCAAAGCGGUGGCUUCCACUUCCUCGACCCUAUCAUCCUCACAAGACAGUAGAAGUGGCCGAAGUGGCCGCGCGCCAGACAUAAUGAGGCUAAUCGAGCCAGCCGCGUAUCUUUGGCAGAAUGGGCCCACGGACGAACACUCCGCUCGACUAGCCUACGCCUCACUACAGCUAGUCGACGAAGUAUCAAACCGGUACGACUGGACGUACUGGGUUUCGUGGCGCGUGAUCGCGUACUUCCACAGGAGCCGGUGCGGGGAUGUCAAGGACAACAAUCCGCGACACGCGCUCGCGCGCUAUGCCUUAAGAAUGGCCAUCGACGCCGCGGAAAGCCGACGCGGGUUCCGCGAGUCGCAAAUCUUUGAGAACAUGCAGACGUUGGAAGCUUGGCAUCGAGAGGCGGGGGAUACGGCGCAGGAGCUCGCGGUUCGGCGUAGGAGAGAGAAGGGGUUGCGAGAUUAUUUUGACAUGUUGCAGCAAGGUGCCGGAGCAGACAUAUCCGGAACUCCGAAUUCGCAAUGAUUCCUAAUUACGUGUAUAAGCCACCUUUUAGAUAACGGAAGCUCACGGGCCCUUUCAAAUUUUUCCUGACUUGCCGUGAAUCAUGCAUGCCUCUACCCCUGAUAUAUCGAAUUGCCCCUGACUGCUGUAUGAUUAGGUGCCCGGGUAGUCACGAAUCCACACAACACGCAAUAUGUCAAGACGAAUUCUCGAGAUCGAUAUGUAGGAUAUCCGCGCAAACACUAUAAG